AUGGCUUCAUCGCUUGGUCCAUCCAGCCGCGAGAGCUGCAAGUCGGAGUCACUUGGUUCACCUUGUUCCCCAAUCUCCUCGACUACGCAAUCAGCAAAUGGAAAAUACUACAAUCCUGUCGUGAUGGAUAUUAUCCGUGAAGACUGGAUCCAACAGCAGCUGCAGUUGCGUCAGUCCUUGUAUACUGAGCUCCGUUCUACACGCAUUGUUAUUGGUACGUGGAAUGUCAAUGCCAAGAAGCCAUUGAAUUCUACUGAAGCCUACAAGAUCGUUCAGUGGCUGCAGCCACCGAGUGAAAUUCGACAAGAACCACCGGAUGUUGUAGCUUUAGGUUUUCAAGAGAUUGUAGAUUUAAAUGCUGUCAAUGUCGUGGUCAAUAGCGCACUUACAGUGCAGCGUAGUACAGCAUGGGAAGAAGUUGUGUUGACAGCUUUAAAUCGAUAUAUUGGAGUCUCUGAUGGGACUGAAAGACCAGUACAGUACCGAGUUGUACUUGAGAAACAUCUUGUUGGGAUUUUAUUACUAGUGUUUGUAAGAACUGACCAUUGGGAUCAUGUAAAGGAGAUUAAAGGAGCGACUGCUGGUGUGGGGAUCAUGGGCAUGAUGGGGAACAAAGGUGGCGCAGCAGUGAGGCUCAAAUUCUAUAGUAGUACCCUAUGCUUUGUGUGUGCUCAUCUAGCGGCACAUCGAGAAAAUGUUGCUGGAAGGAAUGCAGAUUAUCUGAAUAUUUUAAGUAAAAUUCAGUUUGAAGAAUCUUUCGAUGAAAAUGUGACACCACCAGUACAAGAUCUAAGUGGUAGGUUUUGGAAUGGAGAACCGUCAAUAUUAAACCAUGAUUUUGUCUUUUGGAUCGGAGAUUUAAACUAUCGUAUCCAAGAUACAUUGACGACCGAAGAGAUUUUUCGACUUGCAGAAAGUGGAGGAUCAUAUCAUGAACUCAUGCAGCAUGAUCAACUUCUGAAAGAGCGACGUGCUGGUAGAGUAUUGAAAGGAUUUGAAGAAGGACCUCUUUUGUUUCCACCUACGUACAAGUUUCAAGCUGGUACCUCGGAGUACGAAAAGCGACCAGAAAAAAAGUUGCGCGCACCAGCUUGGUGUGAUCGUGUACUUUGGAAAGCGAAGAAUCCAGCUGAUGUGAAAUUGUGUAGCUAUUCAUCUGUACUAACUUUAAAUUUAUCCGAUCACAAACCAGUGCAUGCACUGUUUGAUAUUCAAGUGAACGAUCAAGUUGAUGCCAAGAAGAAUGAUGUCAUUCGUGAUAUCAUGUUACAAUUAGAUAAAUGGGAGAAUGAAAACAUGCCCAAGGUUCGAUUGCUGCAAGAAGGCGGUAGUGUCACAAGCAGUGGUGUCUUUACGUUUGCACAAUUAAAAUAUGGCGUCGAACAAAAGAAAAUUGUGACGAUUGAGAACACCGGACUUGUCGUCGCACACUUUCGUUUUAUUCCAAAGCUAGAAGAUGUUAAAAUAUGUAAAUCGUGGCUUAGUGUGACUCCGAUGUUUGGCAUGAUCCCUCCUCGUGAAAAGAUGGAGAUCUGUAUCACUGCUUUGGUAGAAAAGACUAUCGCACAUGGUCUUACAAGUGGUGAAGAAUCACUAGACGAUACGAUGAUCUUGCGUGUUGAAAACGGUCGCGACUACUUUCUUGUCGUCUCUGGUCAAUACGCGAAUUCGUGUUUUGGAAGCUCACUCGAGCAACUUGUUGCAUGUUCUGAACCUGUACGACAAGCCAAAUUUACAGCUGCACGCACACCUGCAGCAUCCGUGUUUAGUGUUUGGGUAGGUGGACCUACGGGAGUGGACGCAAACUCACUGGUUGCAUCUCAAACGUCAAGUGGAUCGUGCAGCCUCGCGUCUCCAAGCGGUGCGCAAAAAGUGCCCAAGGAACUAUGGCGUAUGGUUAACGAUCUUUACGAGAAUUUUAUGCAGGAAAAGAAUUUGUUUGUCGAAGCAGGUAGUAAAGUAGAGAUUUUUCAGCUUCGAGAAGCGCUAGAUACAGGAGCUCCAUUUCCACAUCAUAGUGGCUAUUCGACGGCAGAGCUGCUCGUUCGAUGGCUUCAAACUUUACGCCAGAGCGUCGUGCCUGAUGAAGCAUUGGCAUUUGCAGUCGCGAAUACGAACGGCAAUCUGGCUCAAGGUUGUCGAGUGUUACUUGAUGGCUUGACACCCGUGCGCUACAAUGUCGUCAUCUAUCUGGUCUCGUUUUUACGAGAAGUGAUUAAACAUAGUGCUCAGAAUAAAUUGUCACCGGAAAAAUUGGCAUUUGUAUUUGGUCGAUGCCUUGUAUCUCCGAGUAGCGUGAGUGGUGGAAAAGAUAUGAUGCACUCACAGGUGUUGGCACUGAAUGAGUACCAAGGACCAAACUCACACACAUCGACAGCUUCAACAGUUUCUAGUGCAGGCUCGAAUCAGUCAAAUCUUGUCGUUUCUUCAAAGAAUGGACUACCAGAAGACCGACUACGUCGAGAUGCUUAUGAAGAUGAAGUCGCAGAGGCAAACGCAACCCAGCGAGCGGAAAAGAUGGAGAACUUGCUACUUCAUUUAUUGUCCGUGCCAAUGCCGUGA
Messenger RNA from Plasmopara halstedii, 2562 nucleotides. RefSeq names its product domain-containing protein. Gene Ontology annotation, biological process: signal transduction; phosphatidylinositol dephosphorylation. The transcript is spliced from 2 exons. The coding region runs from base 1 to 2562 and encodes 853 amino acids. Lineage: Eukaryota; Oomycota; Peronosporomycetes; Peronosporales; Peronosporaceae. Gene Ontology annotation, molecular function: phosphatase activity. The record is from RefSeq and is a predicted model, not a curated record.